CCGGCUCUGUACGGCGGGAUCUCAGAGUAUUUCUGCUGGGCCCCCGCGCGGCGCUGCGGUAGAACCGUGGUUACGGUCUCCCGAUUCCAGCCGCCGCGGUCCGCGGGGGGCCCACCCAGCCGGCGUCUUACUUUAGGGGCCCUCCCAUGGCUUCCCAGGGUAGGGUGGAGGCAGCGACCAAAGGAAGGGGGUUCUGGCCCUGCCCCAAGCAGGCCACUUACACCCCUGGGACCUGCGAGCUCCUCAGAGCAAUGAUGAAGGAAUCCAAACUGACGAAAUUCCAACAGCGCCACAUCAUGGACACCAUGAAAAGAGGAGGUGCUCUGCCCCUAUACUGCAGUCCAACAACCAGCCAGAGGGUCUUGCCUUCCAAGCAGCCAGCCUCGGCUAUCUGCCUGCCUCCCAUCCUGACAGCCCGGUCCAGCCUCCGGCCUGCCAGCGUGUGCCAGGCCAACGGGGCCUACAGCCGGGAGCAGUUCAAGCCUCGGGCCACCCGAGAUCUGGAGAAGGAGAAGCGAAGACUCCAAAAUAUCUUGGCCACGGGGAAGGAUAAAGAGGAACGGAAAAGAAAGCCCCCUCCCGUGCAAAGGGAGGACCCAGCCCCUGAGCUGGACCGGUUUGAAGAACUGGUCAGGGAGAUCCAGGAGAGGAAAGAAUUCCUGGCUGACAUGGAGGCCCUGGGACAGGGCAGACAGUACCGAGGAAUCAUCCUUGCUGAGAUCUCCCAGAAACUCCGGGAAAUGGAAGACAUUGACCGCCAGAGGAGUGAGGAUCUUAGCAAGGCUCUGGCCAGCACCUAACCUGUCCCCAGGGGCGGAGUAACCCAACCUUGACCGC
Molecule: messenger RNA, 837 nt
Organism: Molossus molossus (Pallas's mastiff bat)
Lineage: Eukaryota; Metazoa; Chordata; Mammalia; Chiroptera; Molossidae
Gene: CUNH22orf23
Product: chromosome unknown C22orf23 homolog
Exons: 7
Coding region: 147-800 (217 amino acids)
Source: RefSeq, a predicted model, not a curated record